AAGGAAUCAAACAGCAAAAACUAAGGGCAUGUGUAUCUACCUAUCUACCUAUAUACCUAUUAGUACAUACAUUUUUAUUAAUUUUAUUCCUUUUCAUUUCGUGCGUUGUAUCCAGUUGCAUCACAUUAUGUAUUAAUUAAGUGAACUAAUAGUGUUAUUUUUCGUUGAUAUAGUUAUUUUAAAAUCAGUGAAAAGUGUUGAAGUUGGUUGGAGUCAUGUAUCGUAACAUAUAUAUUUAGGUUGUAUAAUUGUUAGAAAAUAAUUAAUAUUAUGAUGCUACAACAAAAAGUUUUCAGUCCAACACAUAAUACAGCGGUAUACAUUCAAGAAAUAAAAUAGUGGUCAUGGAAGAAAAUGUUUAAACUAUUGCAAUAAUGGUUAACAAAAGACUUAAUUCCACCUAUGGAUGUAUUUUGUAUUAAUAAUUUAGAACAAUAAUGUUGACAUCAACAUCAACAAUACCUUCCACAUCAAUAAGUGGCUCUAGAGUAUCAAGCCCAAUCUGUGAUACAUUUGAUGAUAAUCCAAAUAGACUAACAACAUAUUUGCAUCAGAUUGCUGGAUGCUAUGAAAUGGAAGUUGAUAUAAUUGCAAAAGAUCAUUCUUAUGCUCGACCAUGGAAUUGGAAACCAGAAAAUAUUUAUGUGAAACCAAUAAAAAAAUUAUUUUUUCCCAAGAAAAGUUUGUCAACGGAGGUACCUGUCCAGGAUGAAGAAAUAGAUGUAGAAGGAGAUUAUAGCGAACCGCUAAUACCACCAGUAGAUUUAACAAGAACUCGACAUCAAAUGGAUGAACUUCAACGAUUAGCAAAUUUUGCCAGACCAGACGAAAAUGCAGAUUGGGAAGAACGACUUGACAAAAUUCUUUGGUCACCUAUUCAGAAUCGAAUAUUUACCAAAGUUCUUAAAAUAUUAAAUUCUGAGAGACUUGCAAGGCUUGCCAAAGUAAAUGAUAUCAUAGAACCAAUUUUUCGACGAACGUCGAUUGAUACGGCUACGAGGCGAUUUAGAGAAACUUUGGCAUCAGCUGGGUGGGAUUGGAGACUUGCUCAAUGGUUGCAUAAUUUAUUGUUCGAUCAUCUUCCCCAAGAAUAUCUUGGAAUUUAUCUUGACAUAUUGCAAACUUUAAGACUGAAAAUUCCUCAACUUGUCGAUAAGAUGAUUACUGUACAGCCAAACAUUAAUGCAAAAACAGGUUCUAUAACAUGGGAAACUCUUGGAUCUCUCCUUAAACGAACAUGGGAUCCAAUAACUUCAAAUUUAAAUAGCAAUAGACUUAAAAAAUUACCAGGAAAUCCAAUUUUAAUAAUAGCUCCUUCUGGAGUUGGAUCUAAUAUUUCUUCUCGACAACAUAAGUGGAUUUCACAAUUAGGAGCUUUAGGAAUGGUUGUAACAGUUCACACGCACUUAGGUUUAGCAGCUAAUAGAAUGACCAUGAUGGUGUGCAUUGAUCAACUGGUUCAAGCUACAAGAACAAAGAUUCAAGACAUCAGAAGCGAUUGUCCUGGUAGGCCAAUAAUACUCGUUGGUUUCAAUACUGGUGCAGCUCUUGCAUGUCAGGUAGCACAAAUGGAACAUGUAACUGCAGUUAUUUGCCUUGGCUUUCCUUUCUCUACAGUUGAAGGAAAAAGAGGUACACCUGAUGAUACAUUAAUGGAUAUUCGAUGUCCAGUUAUGUUUAUCAUAGGACAAAAUGCUACUCUUGUAAGACCAGAUGAUUUGGAAGAUCUUAGGGAAAAAAUGUUAGUCGAAACUGGUUUAGUAGUAGUCGGAACGGCGGACGAUCACUUAAGAAUAUCUACAGCAAAAAAGAUAUCAGAAGGUAUUACGCAAAGUAUGGUGGAUAGAUGUAUUUUGGAUGAAAUUGGAGACUUCGUAGGCAGCAUUCUUCUACAACCACAUCCAUUACCAUUAAGGUCGACAUUACUAUCAAACUACGAAAGCAAAAACAAUAGGAAAGAACCUCGAAAACGAAGGAACUCGACGAGCAGUUCCGUUGAAAGUGAGCCGAAUUCUCCAACAAUAAAAAAGUCUCGACCAAAUACACCUAUUUCUUCAACAAUGUCUAUUGGACAAAACAUGCCAUCAACUACAAUUUCGAAAAUAGGAACGUUUGGUACACAAUCAAAUUUAGUCACAGUGAGCGGUGGACAUACGAGUCAUACACAGACUGUAAAACGUAAACCACGAGUUAUUAAUAAUCAGAAAGCACACUUUGUAGAGCAUUUAAUAACGUCUAGACUUUCCGGAGAGCAAACUUCAAAUCCAGAUAAUGGUGGGAUAACGUUAAAUAUUGGUUCAUUAGCGAGUUUAGCGCCUAUUGGACCAAUACGUUUAGCUCCUGCAUCAACAGGUCAAACCGUGUCUACCGCACUUAAAAGUGCUCCUAAAUCUUCAGUCUCGUCAACUAAAGUACCUAAGAUUAUACCAACAAAUAUGCAACUGCAAAAUGUUCCAAAAAUGAAAGCAAUCGUUUCAUCGAGCAAAGGUUUUUCUAAAGUAAUAUCGAGCAACUAUAGGCAUUUCAAUAUUCCUGAUAAAAAUGGCGAUGCAAAAUUAGUGAACGUUUUAACGACUUCGGGAAAUCAAAUUAGAGUUAACACUUCGACUACUACAGCAAUACAUAGUAAGUGUACAAUUGGCACAUCAAAUGGAAACUUAUCAAAUAUCAUACAAAAUGGGAAAAAUUCUAUUACGCUCACACCUAGUUCGUCGUCUGCGCGUGUACCAACAGCUCCUAGUAUUCUACUGACACCAAACAACUCCAUGGCAACUAGUGUAAUACCAACCACAUCUACGAUAUCAAAAGUGAUGGACGACAUGGCAACAACCAGUAACUCUUCGCAUGCGAUGCUCGGUUCUACUCAUUCAUUGGAUACAUUCAAGAUGUCACAAUUACCUCGACAAGUAACAACCUGUAAUAACAACGAUAAUUCUCAUAAUACAUCAUGUGGGAAUAUAAUCAUGGUUGAAAGUUCUCUUAAUGCUAAACCUGCUUGUUCAUCAGUGAUAGUGCCAUUGAGUAGCCAUAAUUCAGGAACUAUUUUACCAUUAUCUAAUAAACUAAAAACUACCCAUAAAUCUAUGAAAAUAAUGCCAAAAAUUACAGUUAAUGCAUCCAGUUUGCAAAGAAUUCACAAAGCAAAACCUCAGACGGUGCAAAAGAAUUGUGUUACAAAUGAUAUCGACGACGAUUUAGGAAACAUAUUAGAUAUACCGAUAAUCUUUGCAAAGGAUGACGAUAAUUUAAAUUCCAUCGAAAAAAAUCCACCAUUAUCGCAUGUAGCUGUAUCUAUGGACAUGCAUGAGAAGGGUACAUCUAAAUUGAACAGUAACACUAAAGUUGUUCUCAUAAGCAACAAGCAAGAUAAACUGCAACAAACAACUAAUAAGUUUGCAACACCUUCUACUCAAACUAUUAUAUGUCCUAAUGUAGGUGUACAAAACUUAAAUCAUGUGAUAUUGCAAACAAGACCUCAAAAUUCUACCAUAGCUAAAACAAAAACUACAAUUCCCAUACAAUCACGGGCAAAUCAAGCCACUAUUAAAUAUACUAAAAUUAUUCUUGCAAAGAGAAAUUCUCAGUUGUCUCUUCAAACUGAUAAAAAUGAACCAGUUAUUGUAACAAAGACUGUUGAGAAAGUUAACAUACCUACACUCCUGAGUCUUGACAAAAACGAACACAAAUAUGCACAAAUCACAUCAAAGCAGUUAACAAAAAAUGAUGAUAAAUUAAGAGACGAAUUGUUUGAAAUAGAAGAUGCUAUAAAGAUGAACAUUAUAGAACGUAAAUAUAUUCCUAUGCAGCGAAUAGAUCUACCAACUAACCAAGACAAAAUAAAACAAACUUCGCCUGAAACAAAGCUAAGUAUAAAUGAAGAGAAUAAUUCACAAUCUGCUAAACUUGAUGAUGUAAUGAGUUUGCAAAUGUAAUUAUGUAUAUCUAAUUAAUUAAAUAGCUUUAAUAGUUACUAAGUAUAUGCGGUUCCUUAUUGUAGUUUAAUUAUAAUGAAAUUAAAACUAACGUUAUUUGUAAAAAAAAUGACAUGUAUAAAAACAUUGAAAAAUUUAAAAAAAACUAUAGAAUUGAUUUUACAAAAAUAUCUUGUAAACAAAGUUUUCAAUCAAUAUCAUUUUGUAAUAGCAGUAGUGGAAUGUUUUUUUCUUUUUUAACUUGAAAUAGUUUUGAGCUCCUUAAAAAAGUUUACAACAAAUGUGUAGACCGAUAUUUUCGAACAACGAUUCAUACUUCGUCGAUACGUGUUAUUUAUUGUAGACGUAUUUGAAUGUGUUAGGAAAGUUCUAGAGAUCAAAUGAAGACUAUCGGAGAGAAAAGAAGGAAAAUGAACAAUCUUC
Hylaeus anthracinus is the source of this 4355-nucleotide messenger RNA. It is a transcript of the gene Rcd1, whose product is annotated as KAT8 regulatory NSL complex subunit 3. NCBI's taxonomy places the organism in Eukaryota, Metazoa, Arthropoda, Insecta, Hymenoptera, Colletidae. The transcript has 9 exons. Gene Ontology annotation, biological process: positive regulation of transcription by RNA polymerase II. Gene Ontology annotation, cellular component: NSL complex. The record is from RefSeq and is a predicted model, not a curated record. Bases 438 to 3932 code for a protein of 1164 amino acids.